AUGGAUGAGUCGUACAACAACAGCACGUCGCUGGUGAAGGGCGCCAAGGACAUCGCCAAAGAGGCCAAACGCCACGCCGCCAAGAAGGUCAGCAAGGUCGUGAACCGCGCCGCAGACGAGUACUCCUCCCAACGCAACUACAGCCAGUUCCAGAACGAGGACGAAGACGAUGACGACAGAUGCUACGCCUACACGCAGCCCGACGGCAACGGCCACUUUCCCAGUAGCCGCACCGCCAACGACGAAGACGGGGAAGACUAUGCCAGUGAUGCCACGGAGGGUCACGAUGAUGAAGAUGAGAUCUACGAGGGGGAGUACCAGGGUGUACCUUCUUACACUGAUGCGAAGCCCAGGGAUGGACAGGUUUCUCUGGGUCAACCUGUCUCAGACAGCCUGAGGGACCGUAAGGAGCUGGAGCUGGAGAGGCAGGCGGACGAGGAGGAGCUGGCCCAGCAGUAUGAGCUGAUCAUGCAGGAGUGUUGCCACGGCAGGUUCCAGUGGCAGUUGUUCUUCGUGCUGGGCAUGGCGCUGAUGUCAGAUGGCGUGGAGGUGUUCGUGGUGGGGUUUGUCCUGCCCAGCGCCGAGAUUGACAUGUGUGUCCCAAAUUCUGGAGCUGGGUGGCUAGGUAAGGAAGAGAAUGUGUGUGUGCGUGUGUGUGUGGUGUGUUUGUGUUGGUAGAAACAGGGGAAGUGAGGACGUUGGAUGACAUUUACAACUGUAUUCUCAUUACGUUAGAACAGGUUGGGUUGACAUGGCACCAAGUAUUUGGAUGCCUGAGUAGGAAGUGUUGUCUCUUCCACUGCACUAAAGAGCUGUGUGUGCUGUAAGUGUCUACAGAACCAAAAAUUCCAAGGCCACACAAACCCAGAUGCAGUUAACAUGUUUUCUUGCUCACUUUUACUGUUUGUCACCAUCAUCAUUAGUGGUAGUGGUGACUCACAGAGGAACUGGUGCAUUCAGCAGACCUCUUCAAUCACAGACCACACUCGCAUGCGUGUGCUUGUGCGUGUGUGUAUGUGUGUGUGUGUGCGCAGGCAUUGGGACCCUGAAUUAUCCUUCCGGUGCAGUGUAGGUCUGAUUGACCUGCCUCAUCAUGGCUCUGUAUGAAGGUCAUCCACACUGUUAGUGGAGAAGAGCUCCUAAUUGACUGUCUGGUUAAGAAGAGAGCGAAAUGGAGACAGUCAGAGAGAGAGAGAAAGAGAGAGAAAGAGAGAGGGAGUGAUAGAGAGAGUCAGAGAGAGAGAGAGCGAGAGAGAGAGAGAAAGAGAAACAGUGCCGAUUUAUAUAGUUCUGAAAGAGGCAUAAUGACUGACACCAGCGGGAAAACACCUUUCUUUUACUUGCUUUUCUUCAUUCUUUCUAUCCAUUCCCAUCCCUCUCUCUUUGUUACCUCCCUCUAUCUCUUCUGCUUCCUCUUUCUAGCCCAUGACCUCUCUAUUACGUCCCCCCCCUGUUUAUCAUUGCUGUGGGGUGAUGGGGAGAUAUGAUUGUGAGGUAGUAUAAUCUCUGCAGCAUUAUGCCUCUCUGCAGUUUAACCAUGCUAAGCUGUCUCAGGUACACCCACAGCAGCGUUUCCACAGGGGCUAAAGGGGCUUAGCCCCAUCAGUUCAAACGUGUGCCCCCUCAGUUUUACUUUUAUGUCCAUAUAUAAAAAUAGUAAAAAAGUUAAAAUUAUUGAGUGACAGAAAAUCUGUAUCUCUGCUGUGCUGUGUCAGCACAAUGGACAGAUAGCGCUGCAGUGUGUGUAAGAGGGCUAUGGAAAGCCACGGGGGCAGUUAGGUAUGACUCCUUUGGGUUUCCAUACAAAGCGGGGAAAAAAUGCUUCUCAUCUCUGUGGUAGGCUAAGUGAAUAAUGUGAUAACGUGAUACGCCUCAGCCUGUAUUUAGAUUUAGAUUUAUAAGGGCGGGGUCAAGUUUUAAGGGCGCUGGUGAGGACGCCGUGUUGGAUGCUGAACUGUCUCCUUCCUGCUCCUCUGCUCUUCCUAUGGGAGUGUACAUUUGUAAAUAUCAACUUUACCUUUGAAACACCAGCGCUGUGUAAAUAAAUCCAACACUCAUUUGCACCUCUAACUGCCUGCCUCCUGCUGAAUCUUUGUCCUUACGACUGCUAGAAGGCCCCUAUUUUAUGCUGACAUAGCGCAGAUUUUGCGGCAACCUGUCACUUCAAAAGCACUCAAUGAUCUCGGAGUCUCUGCAUUUUAACUUUAUGUUUGUGGUAUAGCAGGAUAUAAGCAAAAUUCAAUAUACAGUGCAUUCGGAAAGUAUUCAGACCCCUUGACUUUUUCCACAUUUUGUUACGUUAAUUUAAUGGAUAAAAAAAAGUAAUCCUCUUCAAUCUACACACAAUACCCCAUAAUGAUAAAGUGAAAGCCCAGACCCUAAGCACGCAGCCAAGACAAUGCAGGAGUGGCUUCGGGACAAGGCAAGGGGUCUGAAUACUUUCCGAAAUCACUGUAAUUCCAAUGCAAGAAAGUCAAAAAUGUUUGCCCCCUUGCAGAUUUCAACUGCCCCCUUAGUCACUUUAUCAUGGUGCCGGGUCUGGGCUUUUGGCCAUAAAGCUGAUUAAUCAAAUUUGCACAGGCCAAUUGUCUGGGAGAAGAAAAAAAAUCCCAUUGUGAAAUAAUGCAUUUUAGCCUAUUAAUUGAUUUAAAUACCAGUCGAUGUAGCAUGAGAGCUGCUACAGCUCGUCAAACAGCUCAUUCGUUGCUACUGGAUGGAGUGAAACAAGGGCUUUUAUAAGGGCAUGUUAAAAACAGUUUUACAUGCCACGAUUAAAAAGAGCUACUAUUUUUAUUUCUCAACUGGUAAUUGAAGCUUGCUUCCCAUUCACCAUUCAAGUGCAUAGGCAACUAGGCAGGCUUCAGCGCAUCACAGACCACUUUGCAAUGAGCUGGAGGCAGUAUGCAUUUUGAAAACAUAUACUUAAUUGUUGGAAACCUGAACCUUUUACUACAUAUUAUGAGGCAUGUCUUACCUUGCUUCAAAGUAUUCUAGCCAUAAUCCAACUAAACAUGCAGGCAAUUAUUUUAUAAAGACUUCCAUAUGCCAUUGAAAUUAGUAGCCUCUCUCAUGUUCUAUUGGUUUUCAAAUAAACGUUAUUUAAUUGUCCAGUAGCCAAAGGCACAAUCCUAGUCAUAUUAGCAACCCAUGCUAGUUGUUGCAUAUGUAGAUCUCCCCUCUUUCUAAAUAUCGAACGGAUAUUUAAAUCUAUGUCUCAUGAAACUGCUCGCAUGUGCGGUGCGCUUUUCUGCUAAUUGUAUUAUGGAAGAAACAUUCACACGUAGUCUACUUCCUUGUGCGCAUUGCUGUGCUUAUAAUGUGAAGAAAUAAUAGUUGAUCAAAAUGUUAAGCUAAAUGUUUUGAUCUGUUGCGUGAGCCGCCCCCUUUAUAAAGUUUUUAGAUGUAGCCUAGGCCUACUGGUUGUAUGCAUUUGGAAUGGAUCGUCCCACAACUGUCCCAGAGUCAGUUUGGAAUAGGAUAUUUCUUUCUCACACAGAACGACAAGUUAACCAAUAGAAUAGGUUCACUUUUCUACUAUGGGGGAUAGUAGAUUGACAAAGGCUAGUGAUUUUGCUGUUUGUUACUCCUCUUGUUAACAUCUUCAAAUUGCGCAUCGGAAUUCAGCAAGAAGGACGCACACUGUUGCAUCCUUCAGUUGCAUGUUCUGGUAGGAUAAAUGACCAUAAUCUACAGUGAGCUCCGAAAGUAUUGGGACAGUGACAUAUUUUUUUAAAUUUCUAAACUGUUCACCCGAAAUGGAUGAAAAUACCCUCAAAUUAGAGUUGACAGUCUGCACUUUAACCUCAUAGUCAUUGUAUCAUUUAAAAUGCUGGAGUACAGAACCAAAACAAUAAAAAAUGUGUCACUGUCCCAAUACUUUUGGAGCUCACUGUAAAUGUGAUUUCUGUCAUACUGAGCACUGUGGGUGGACGUCUUAAUCAGGUUAAGCACCCAAUGCAUAUGGGUCUGGGACAUUUUUUAAAUGGUAAAUUAAAAUUGUCCAAAACGAAAACCAUGACCCAAGGAGAGCAGAGGAUAGAGAGGAGGAGAGAGAGCGAGAGAAAUACUACAGUUGAGUCUGCCUCUCUAUAAAACACUCCCACACACUACCAUCACUCCUCCCUCCAUCCCUCUUCUUUUCGUGUUCUGUUUUGACUCGGGGUCAGCCGAUAGAAGCAGAGAGCCUGAUUGGAGGAGUGUGUGUGUGUGUGUGUGUGUGUGUGUGUUGCUACAAACACAUGGACAGCUAAGUUUAAUCAACACAUUGGGGUGAUAGAUUGGCUGAGCUGGAGCUUGAGGUCAGCUAAUUAAAACAUCCAGGGACAGAGCACUGUCAUUGUGUAUGUGUGUUCGUUUGUGUGUGUGUUUGUUUGUGUGUGUGUGUUUUGGUUUUACUAAUCAAAAGAGAACCAUGGCGCUCUCCCAGAAGCUUGGCUGGGGCAUAAAACCUGUGAAUUCAGACAAACAAAGAGGUGUAAUGGGUUCACACUCAAAAAUGUUGCAUAAAGCAUACUUCAUUAUUAAAUGUUUUUAUUAUUUUUUGGUUUUACUAUCCUUGUGGGGACCAGAAGUCAAAUCAAAUCAAAUCAAAUUUCACUUGUCACAUGUGCCGAAUACAACUGGUGGAGACCUUACCGUGAAAUACUUGCUUACCGAGCCCUUCUCUUAAAAAAUAAAAUAAUAACAAUUAAAAUAAAAUAGUUAGGGUUAGGAGUUAGGGUUAGGGGUUAAGGUUAAGGGUUAUACGAUUUUGAAUGGGAAUCAAUUGUUUGAUCCCCACAAGGAUAGUAAAAUAAACAUUGUGUGUCUUUGUGUGUGUGUGUGUGUGUGUGUGUGUGUGUGUGUGUGUGUGUGUGUGUGUGUGUGUGUGAGUGAAAUGGAUGGGUUAAACUUUGACACACAAACCAGCUCUUGAACCCGUCAUUUUGUGCCCUUUUCCAGUCUCCAAACACACACUUGUCUUUUCCCAGUCCCCCCUUUUGUCCCACAGUCUGAUGUCAAGUGUUCUGUCCCCCCUGGCAUGCCCCCUCCUGUCAGUAGAGUGGUGAAGACUGCAAGCAAGCAGGAGGCAGGAUGCUAAUACAAGUGUCUGCCUCAACAUGAUAAUUGACUGCUUUGUUCUCUGACAGUCCUCCUGUCUCUGGCCUACAGCUGGAGUGUGUGUGUGUGUGUGUGGUGUGUGCGCGUGCGCGUGCGUGUGCGACUGUGUGUGCGUGUGUGAAACUUCCAUUUGCUCAAAUUAAUCAAAAUAGUUGUAAUUAGUCUUCUAAGAUGAGAGGACUGUACACCAAUCCUGCUGUACACCAAUCUAAUCUUCCAUGUGAUAGCUGCUCUCAGACAGACCUGUCAAUCAAACAUCAAUCUCAGGGGAUUCCCUGGAGCUGGGGGAAUCCCCAAAGAACAUCCGGAAAGUUCCCAAUGUUCCAGAUCCCGAAUUAGUCAGCUGUUUCUCUCUGCUGUCUUCCUUCCUUCUCCUCUCCUCUCAUCCUUUCCUCUCAUCCUCUCAUCCGUCCUCAGAACAGAUUGACGAAGAGCGUAGUGUGGAGGGGGAAUUGUGCUUACACAUAAGAGCUAAUUAUCAUCGAGACAAACCCACCACGCCACUCCCCGCUCGCCGCUCUCGUCUCGUCUGGUGGAGAUAGCAGCAGCAGCUAGCAUUGAGUUAGUUAAGUAGUCCCUCUGGGCUUAAGGCAGAGCUGCACGCUGUACCGUACCGUUGUAGAGGAGAGAACAGACAGUCUGCAGAAAUAUCUCUCUAAAGCGUAGGAUUUUCUUUCCAUUCAAUUAGACUAAGUGCAGCUUCAUUUGAAUAAUGCUUAUUACGCAGUCAUUUUUUUGUGGAAGUGAAUGUCCCUUCCAGCAAUUAUCCGAAAAAUGCGUGUGAAUCGCAUUAUUUCACAGCAGGUGUUGUGGUAAGAAGUAAAGACUGAAUUGCACCCUUUGUAGAACCCAGUCAUCAAUGACUGGGAAUAGAAGAACCCUUUUUGGUUUCCAUGUAGAACCCUUAACACAGAGGGUUCUACAUGGAUCCCAAAAGGGUUCUACCUGGAACCAAAAAGUGUUCUCCUAUGGGGACAGCCGAAGAACCCUUUUUUCUAAGAGUGAACUAUCCAGUCUCCAUACGGUAGUGCUGCCAGUGUAGAGAGUAUUCUGUCCCGUGGUCUCUGCUAUAGACUCCAGUGUCUGUUGUCACUUAUAAUGAAUAAGUGUCUCUCACCAUCCCGUCUGUACGUCGCGAUAAGGCCCUCUACCUUCAGCCAAUCAGUCCCAUCACCUCCACGCAAAGAAGGGAAAACAGAAGUGAUGAAAACAGGGAGGGGCUGGGUUGUGGUCUCUGUGCUUCCCGGCAGUGAUGAGGCACAGUGUCGGUAAACGAUCGCCUCUCCCCACAAACACUGAUUAUAAUGAACAUAUCUAGACUCUGGAGUGAAGUGGAUUAUAUACUGCCCCCCCCCUCUCCCCCUCCUCCACUUCCCAGUGUCCCUUGGGACUUGAAGAGAUUUCCGUUAGCUGUGUUUAGGUCAGUGUUGUGGUAUGAAACGCUCCCAUAUCAAUUGCUGCUGUCAGAACAUAAUAUUUUUUAGGUUUAGUUAGUGUUGUGAUAUGAAGUGAUAUUCCAUGGUGAGGUUCAGUUAGUGUUGUGAUAUGAAGUGAUACUCCAUGGUGAGGUUGAGUUAGUGUUGUAAUAUGAAGUGAUAUUCCAUGGUGAGGUUCAGUUAGUGUUGUAAUAUGAAGUGAUAUUCCAUGGUGAGGUUCAGUUAGUGUUGUAAUAUGAAGUGAUAUUCCAUGGUGAGGUUCAGUUAGUGUUGUAAUAUGAAGUGAUAUUCCAUGGUGAGGUUCAGUUAGUGGUGUGAUAUGAAGUGAUACUCCAUGGUGAGGUUCAGUUAGUGUUGUUGCUUCAUGGCUGCCUGUGUGUUCUUUAUUACUGUAGGUCUGUCUGUCUGCAGGUCUCCAGGCACUGUCCAAUCAGAUCGACCAGAUCUCUGUGACCCCUCAGUGGUUUAUCAAUGACUGGGAAUUUACAGGCCUGAUUAAAUCACACCAUGUGACCUUGUCUGCUCUGGACUUUACUAAUACAGUCAGACAUGCAGCAAUUCUGACACAGUUUCUGCAUGAGACACACCUGCUUCUGUGUGUGUGUGUGUGUGUGUGUGUGUUCUCCCUAGUCAGCGGUUUGCCUUAAAAAAUAAACAUGUUUGGUCCAGAUGUUUCAGAUCAUUCUCAAGUGCAGCAAAAUAUAAACGGGUCACUUAAAAAGCUAACACUGUGUAAAUGAAUAUUUUCUCCCUCCCUCCCUCCCUCCCUCCCUCCCUCCCUCCCUCCCUCCCUCCCUCCCUCCCCUCCCUCCCUCCCUCCCUCCCUCCCUCCCUCCCUCCCUCCCUCUAUUUCUUUCUUUCUCUUUCUCUGUCUGUCUGUCUGUCUGUCCCCCCUCCCCUCCCUCCCUCCCUCCCUCCCUCCCUCCCUCCCUCCCUCCCUCCCUCCCUCCCUCCCUCUAUUUCUUUCUUUCUCUUUCUCUGUCUGUCUGUCCCUCCCCUCCUCUCCCUCCCCUCUCUUCUCUCACUUUCUCCCAAUCUCUUUUUCUUUGUCUGUCUCGCCCCCCUUCUCUUUCUCUCCCUCCCCCUCCCUCCCUCCCUCUUUCUCUGCAGGUAGCAUAGUGUACCUAGGGAUGAUGGUGGGGGCGUUCUUCUGGGGGGGUCUUUCAGACAGGGUGGGCCGUAAACAGUGCCUGCUCAUCGCUAUGUCUGUCAACGGCUUCUUCUCCUUCCUCUCCUCCUUCGUCCAGGGGUACGGCAUGUUCCUCUUCUGCCGCAUGUUUUCCGGUUUCGGGUGAGUGGUGUCCAUUCUGUUCUAUUCUAUUUUACUUUAUUCUACUCUACUCUAAUUUACUCUUCUAUACUGUACUAUUCUGCACUCUAUUCUGCACUAUUCUAUUUUAUUCUAUUCUACUCUAUUAUAGUCCUUUAUAAUGUGUCAUGUAUUGUAGAACAUUUCCUUCCUCUAAAACUCUUCUAGAACAUUUCAAAGGUUCCAUUAAGUUUUCUUCCACUAAAAGUCUUCCAUGAUGACAUUGUGUUCUACUUGGUUGAGAGGUAGUGGUUUCUUUGACCAUGCAGUACUCUUCCAGACAGAGCUCUAUUCCCACGGCUCUCUCCCUCUCUCGCUAUUCUCCACUCAUCCAUGGCUGUCUCGCUCUCUCUCCCUCUAGUCUUCACUCCUCCACAGCUGUCUCUUUCCCUCUCUCUCUCCCUCUCUCCCUCUAGUCUCCACUCCUCCAAAGUCAGAGAACAGUACAGGAGGUUAUUCGAGCUGUCUGGCAUCAGCCCUUCCCCUGAGUGGGAGAGAGAAAUUACAGAGAGAAACACAAACAUUAGCUAAACAUUCAUAGCAGACUAAAUGUCCUUAUGUUUCUGUUUUAUGACUGAUUCAAAGUAUGUUUGUAUCAUCACAAGAUGUCACAGACUUUGACAUUGGAAAGAAAACCUUUUCUUUGUCAUGAAUAAAUUACUAGACAAUAGGUAGAAACAGUGAAACAGACUUUGGCAAAAUAGAAUAAGAGGUUCUGCAAAAAUAUUAAUAACCAGAUGUGACUGACAGAAUAUAUGCCCUUAACACUUAGCUAAUACACUCUCUGCACAAUUGAUUACCUGGUGAUUGUUGCACAUGAUUGUUAUACAUAGCCAGACCUGGCUUUCUGGUGCGUUUGCAUUAAUACAAGUCAAUUUAAUUUAAUCUGAGACAGCCUGUUUUGGCACGAGGGGAUUCAUAGAUCACAGGACUGUUUCUAAAGCAAGGCUUCAGUUGGACAGAGCUGUCAAAAUCAAUAUGCAACAACACAAUGGAUUUACACUCAGCUGUGGUAUUAGUGAGUGUGUGUGUAUGUUUGUGUGUGUAUGUGUGUAUGUGUGUGUGUGUGUGUGUGUGUGUGUGUGUGACUCAUAGACGACACCUUAUUGCAGCUCCACUCUCCCAGUCCUACAUAUUGCCAGCACACGCUAUCUAAUACAAUGCCUGUCUUACUUUUAUUUCCAUGUCGAUUUAAAGACUCUUCUCUCCUCAUCUCUUUGAUAGCCACCAGCUGGUGGUUUCCGCUGGCUGUCAGACAAAUUAUAACAUUUGCAUUGAAUUGCUACACUUAGCAUACAUUCCCUUCUCAAUGAGACAGAAAAAGAAAGAAAAAGCAUCAUUCAAGCUUCCUACAGAUGUAGGAUCUAAUUUGAUCAAUGUUUUGUUGAUGAGAAUUUUCUUGCACAGCACGAAAUGCUAACUUGUAGUGAAUUCAAGGCUUCUAAAGUUUGUAAUUUCUACUUAAAAAUGUUAGACUUGAUUUGCCCUAACAUCAAAUGUAUUAGCCCCUACAAAAAAUGCCAUUAGUUUCUCCAGCUGCCCAAAGACCACACAAACACACACACAGUGAUGUUUUGAAAGUGACCCGACUGUGAUGGGUGAUUUGAAGGAGUCAGGUGCAGGAGGGUAAAUCACAGAAUAACAGAAUUUAUUCCGGAAUACAAAGUUACGCAGAGUUACGCAAAACAGGCGCACUGGAUCCAACAAGGCACACAGGGAAAAUAACCCGGCAAUACAAAAUACAAGGAGCUUAACCCGAGCUUCACUCUCCUCACAAUAAACAAUUCAAUUUCAAUUUAAGGGCUUUAUUGGCAUGGGAAACGUGUGUUAACAUUGCCAAAGCAAGUGAAGUAGAUAGUAAACAAAAGUGAAAUAAACAAUCAAUAUUAACAGUAAACAUUACACUCAGAAGUUUCAAAAGAAUAAAGACAUUUCAAAUGUCAUAUUAUGUAUAUAUACAGUGUUGUAACAAUGUGCAAAUAGUUAAAGUACAAAUGGGAAAAUAAAUAAACAUAAAUAUGGGUUGUAUUUACAAUGGUGUUUGUUCUUCACUGGUUGCCCUUUUCUUGUGGCAACAGGUCACAAAUCUUGCAGCUGUGAUGGCACACUGUGGUUUUUCACCCAGUAGAUAAGGGAGUUUAUCAAAAUUGGGUUUGUUUUCAAAUUGUUUGUGGAUCGCUGUAAUCUGAGGGAAAUAUGUGUCUCUAAUAUGGUCAUACAUUUGACAGGAGGUUAGGAAGUGCAGCUCAGUUUCCACCUCAUUUUGUGGGCAGUGUGCACAUAGCCUGUCUUCUCUUGAGAGCCAGGUCUGCCUACGGCGGCCUUUCUCAAUAGCAAGGCUAUGCUCACUGAGUCUGUACAUAGUCAAAGCUUUCCUUAAGUUUGGGUCAGUCACAGUGGUCAGGUAUUCUGCCACUGUGUACUCUCUGUUUAGGGCCAAAUAGCAUUCUAGUUUGCUCUGUUUUUUUGUUUGUUCUUUCCAAUGUGUCAAGUAAUUCUCUUUUUGUUUUCUCAUGAUUUGGUUGGGUCUAAUUGUGUUGUUGUUGUUGUUGUUGUUGUCCUGGGGCUGUGUGGGGUCUGUUUGUGUUUGUGAACAGAGCCCCAGGACCAGCUUACUUAGGGGACUCUUCUCCAAGUUCAUCUCUCUGUAGGUGAUGGCUUUGUUAUGGAAGGUUUGGGAAUCGCUUCCUUUUAAGUGGUUAUAGAAUUUAACGGCUCUUUUCUGGAUUUUGAUAAUUAGCGGGUAUUGGCCUAAUUCUGCUCUGCAUGCAUUAUUUGGUGUUUUACGUUGUACACGGAGGAUGUUUUUGCAGAAUUCUGCAUGCAGCGUCUCAAUUUGGUGUUUGUCCCAUUUUGUGAAUUCUUGGUUGGUGAGCGGACCCCAGACCUCAGAACCAUAAAGGGCAAUGGGUUCUAUAACUGAUUCAAGUAUUUUUUGCCAGAUCCUAAUUGGUAUGUCAAAUUUUAUGUUCCUUUUGAUGGCAUAGAAGGCCCUUCUUGCCUUGUCUCUCAGAUCGUUCACAGCUUUGUGGAAGUUACCUGUGGUGCUGAUGUUUAGGCCGAGGUAUGUAUCGUUUUUUGUGUGCUCUAGGGCAACGGUGUCUAGAUGUAAUUUGUAUUUGUGGUCCUGGCAACUGGACCUUUUUUGGAACACCAUUAUUUUUGUCUUACUGAGAUUUACUGUCAGGGCCCAGGUCUGACAGAAUCUGUGCAGAAGAUCUAAGUGCUGCUGUAGGCCCUCCUUGGUUGGUGACAGAAGCACCAGAUCAUCAGCAAAUAGAAGACAUUUGACUUCAGAUUCUAGUAGGGUGAGGCCGGGUGCUGCAGACUGUUCUAGUGCCCUCGCCAAUUCGUUGAUAUAUAUGUUGAAGAGGGCGGGGCUUAAACUGCAUCCCUGUCUCACCCCACGGCCCUGUGGAAAGAAAUGUGUGUGUUUUUUGCCAAUUUUAACUGCACACUUGUUGUUUGUGUACAUGGAUUUUAUAAUGUCGUAUGUUUUUCCCCCAACCCCACUUUCCAUCAAUUUGUAAACAAUCCCACACAAAGACAAGGGGGCAGAGGGAACACUCAUACAGGUACUGAUGAGGGAUAUUAACCAGGUGUGUGUAAUAAACAAGACAAAACAAAUGGAAUGAUGAGAUGAGGAGCGGCAGUGGCUAGAAGGCCGGUGACGACGAACACCAAAGCCUGCCCGAACCCUGUUUCUCAGUUAAUUGUGUAUAUAUUUCUGACUAGAUUUCCCGUGUCCCCGUGCAGGAUUGGUGGGGCGGUUCCCAUCGUGUUCCCCUACUUUGCGGAGUUCCUGGCGAGGGAGAAGAGAGGAGAGCACCUGAGCUGGCUCUGCAUGUUCUGGAUGAUAGGAGGGAUCUAUGCCUCUGCCAUGGCCUGGCUCAUCAUACCACACUACGGUGAGUGACUGACAGCCCUGUCUUAUCAAGCUGCAGGAUUAUUUGAGUGACACACCUAGGUCACCAAUCAUAACCAUUCUACGGCGGGUGACAACAUUUGUCAUAACAAGUGAUUGAUAUCAGCAGCCUAGGCCUGAACCAGGGAUGGACACGUCUAUUGGAACAGCAACCAAAGGGGGAAAGAAAAGAAAGGGAGAUAGAGAGGGGAUUCGAGAAAGAAAAGGACAAGGGAGAAGGCAGAGAUUAGAAAGAGCGAGACGAGAUAGAAAGAGAGCCUUACUGUUUCCUGUUUUUAUGACUGAUUCAAAGUAAUGUUUGUAUCAUCACAAGAUGUCACAGACUUUGACAUUGGAAAGAAAACCUUUUUUUGUCAUGAAUAAAUUACUAGACAAUAGGUAAACAUUGAAACAGACUUGGCAAAUAAUAAAGAGGUUCCUGCAAAAAUAUUAAUAACCAGAUGUGACUGACAGAAUAUAUGCCCUUAACUCUUAGCUAAUACACUUUCUGCACAAUUGAUUACCUGUUGAUUGUUGCACAUGAUUGUUAUACAUAGCCAGACCUGGCUUUAUGGUGCGUUUGCAUUAUACAAGUCAAUUUAAUUUAAUCUGAGACAAGCCUGUUUUGGCACGAGGGGAUUCAUAGAUCACAGGACUGUUUCUAAAGCAAGGCUUCAGUUGGACAGAGCUGUCAAAAUCAAUCUGCAACAACACAAUGGAUUUACACUCAGCUGUGGUAUUAGUGAGUGUGUGUGUAUGUGUGUGUGUGUGUGUGUGUGUGUGUGUGUGUGUGUGUGUGUGUGUGUGUGUGUGUAUGUGUGUGUGUGUGUGUGACUCAUAGACGACACCUUAUUGCAGCUCCACUCUCCCAGUCCUACAAAUUGCCAGCACACGCUAUCUAUACAAUGCCUGUCUUACUUUUAUAUUUCCAUGUCGAUUUAAAGACUCUUCUCUCCUCAUCUCUUUGAUAGCCACCAGCUGGUGGUUUCCGCUGGCUGUCAGACAAAUUAUAACAUUUGCAUUGAAUUGCUUACACUUAGCAUACAUUCCCUUCUCAUGAGACAGAAAAAGAAAGAAAAAGCAUCAUUCAAGCUUCCUACAGAUGUAGAUCUAAUUUGAUCAAUGUUUGUUGAUGAGAAUUUUCUUGCACAGCAACGAAAUGCUAACUUGUAGUGAAUCAAGGCUUCUAAAGUUUGUAAUUUCUACUUUAAAAUGUUAGACUUGAUUUGCCCUACAAAAAAUGCCAUUAGUUUCUCCAGCUGCCCAAAGACCACACAAACACACACACAGUGAUGUUUUGAAAGUGACCCGACUGUGAUGGGUGAUUUGAAGGGUCCAGGUUGCAGGAGGGUAAAUCACAGAAUAACAGAAUUUAUCCGGAAUACAGAGUUACGCAGAGUUACGCAAAACAGGCGCACUGGAUCCAACAAGGCACACGGGGAAAAUAACCCGGCAAUACAAAAUACAAGGAGCUCAACCCGAGCUUCACUCUCCUCACAAUAAACAAUCCCACACUAAGACAAGGGGGCAGAGGGAACACUCAUACAGGUACUGAUGAGGGAUAUUAACCAGGUGUGUGUAAUAAACAAGACAAAACAAAUGGAAUGAUGAGAUGAGGAGCGGCAGUGGCUAGAAGGCCGGUGACGACGAACACCAAAGCCUGCCCGAAACCCUGUUUCUCAGUUAAUUGUGUAUAUAUUUCUGACUAGAUUUCCCAUGUCCCCGUGCAGGAUUGUGGGCGGUUCCCAUCGUGUUCCCCUACUUUGGGCGGAGUUCCUGGCGAGGGAGAAGAGAGGAGAGCACCUGAGCUGGCUCUGCAUGUUCUGGAUGAUAGGAGGGAUCUAUGCCUCUGCCAUGGCCUGGCUCAUCAUACCACACUACGGUGAGUGACUGACAGCCCUGUCUUAUCACGCUGCAGGAUUAUUUGAGUGACACACCUAGGUCACCAAUCAUAACCAUUCUACGGCGGGUGACAACAUUUGUCAUAACAAGUGAUUGAUAUCAGCAGCCUAGGCCUGAACCAGGGAUGGACACGUCUAUUGGAACAGCAACCAAAGGGGGAAAGAAAAGAAAGGGAGAUAGAGAGGGGAUUCGAGAAAGAAAAGGACAGAGAGGAGAGAAGGCAGAGAGUUAGAAAAGAGAGCGAGAGACGGAUAGGAAUGAUAAAAGGACAAGGAAGGAAAGAAAGUCUGCUACUGUCGUCUGUCUGUCUGUCUGUCUGUCUGUCUGUCUGUCUGCUACUGUCUGUCUGUCUGUCUGUCUGUCUGUCUGUCUGUCUGUCUGUCUGUCUGUCUGUCUGCUACUGUCUACUGUCUGUCUGCUAUUGUCUGCUGUCUGUCUGCUGUCUGUCUGUCUGCUACUGUCUACUGUCUGUCUGUCUGUCUGCUAUUGUUUGCUGUCUGUCUGCUACUGUCUACUGUCUGUCUUGUCUGUCUGCUACUGUCUACUGUCUGUCUGUCUGCUACUGUCUACUGUCUGUCUGUCUGCUACUGUCUACUGUCUGUCUGUCUGUCUGCUACUGUCUACUGUCUGUCUGCUACUGUCUGCUCAGGGGCAUGUUGCUAUCAUCCUGAUCAUCAGGCAUAAUCACGUUUACCCCUGUAGACCUGUAGGCCCAACGGACCAAUGUCUGGACAAGGACAAUAUGCGUGUAGUCUGUGCAGGCAGGUGUUUAAUUAUCAGUGAAGUAAUUGAUUUUCCAUAAAAGACAGUUGAGUGCAGAAGAUAUAAAAGCACUCAUCAUAAAACACAAGGCAUAUCUUCACACAAACACACACACACACACACACACACACACACACACACACACACACACACACCACACACACACACGAGAACGUGUGUGGUAAUAGGUUCCGCCGCAGUGGGCUCUUCAUUGACUGCUGCUGGCCAGAGGCUGAAGGACUCCUCCUCUUCCUGAAAAGCCGCAGUGUGUGUGUGGGUGUGGGUGUGGGUGUCCAUGCGUGCGUGCAUGUGUAUGUGUUCGCAGAAUUAAGUGGAGGGGCGGUCCGUAAAUGUUUUGUGUAAAAAAAGUGUAAUGUGUAUACACCCAUGUGGGUGUGUGAGUGUUUUUAUGCCUCUGUGUGUCUGUGUGUAUAUGUGUAGGUGUUUAUGUCAUGGGCAUUGUGCUGUGACCAAGGACACUGCAGGUGUGUGUGAGUGAAGUGUGACAUCACAUUGUCCUGCGUAGCGCAGCUCCAUAAAUCUAGGUGUGUGUGAGUGAGUCAGUCAGCCAUACCCUCCAGUCCAUUAUAGCUGUAAUCUCCCUAAUGAGAUUUGUACUGGUAGAUUCUAAUGCAGCCCCAUGGGCAUCACAUACACACAAACACACACACGAACAACCCCCAACAGAUUUGGUUUACAAUACUGUGACAUCACUUGAACUCCCCCUCACACCACUGGCAUCUCCCUGACAGACCCCCAUCUCCCACACACACACAUUCAUGACAUCAUUACAAUUUCACUCGACAGCUCUGUGGCUUUCUCCCUCUGCUCUAGGGGCUAUCCCGAAUACCACCCACGCACUGACUCUAAACACACCAACUGUCUGGAUGUUUGUCUUUAUUCAGAUGCUGCUGAGGUGUAUGUAGGCCUAUAUUCCUUUCUGUAAGAAAGGGAAGAAUAUAUACAGAGAAGAAGAGAUGGAGAGAGAAAACAAAGAAUAAGAGAGAGGAGAGAGAGCGAGAGAGAGAGAGAGAGAGAGAGAGAUAGAGAGAGAGAGAGAGAACGAGAGAGUGAGAGAGAGAGAACGAGAGAGUGAGAUAGAGAGAGAGAACGAGAGAGUGAGAGAGAGUGAGAGAUAGAGAGAGAGAACGAGAGAGAGGACUCUCUCCGCUCGCUCUCCCUCUCUCGCUCGCUCUUCUCCUGUCCCUCUCUCGCUCUCUCGCCUUCGCUCGCCUCUCCUUCUCGUCGACUCCCUUGCGCGCGCUCGCUCUCCUGUCUCGCUCCGCUCCCUUCUAUCUAGCGCGCGAGAUCGAUGCACAUCAUAUAUUGUUAGCUCUUGCGUUGCUAUCCUCAGAGAUUGCUGUAUCAAUUAGUCUCACUAAAUGCUUCCAAUAAGAAUUGAACAACACACUUUGUCUUUCUCUCCCCCUCUCUUUCUCUCUCUUACUCUCUCUCCCUCGCUCAUUUCCUUCACCAUAUGGUGUUCUUCUGUCUCUAGAUUCUCAUUACCAUCAUCACGCUGCAUCUCAUGUGGAAAUAGAAGUGUGUGUUUGGAAUAAUUCCCAUAAGAGAGACUAUUAUAAAAUGGGUUGAUGAUUUAAAGGUACUUGGAGGCACUUUAAGAUUUCAGGCCUUCAUACUUUUACUUUUUAUACAAAAAAAAAACGCGUAAUAUUAAACAUCUAAUAUGUAUUGCUGUGAUCCUUUCUCUUGCAUCUGAUUGGUGGUUGUGUGUGUGUGUGCAGGAUGGAGUUUCAGUAUGGGCUCCGCCUACCAGUUCCACAGUUGGAGAGUAUUUGUGGUGGUGUGUGCUCUACCCUGUGUGUGUGCUGUCGUAGCACUCACCUUCAUGCCCGAGAGCCCACGAUUCUUCCUAGAGGUAAGGUGUGUGUGUGUGUGUGUGUGUGUGUGUGUGUGUGUGUGUGUGUGUGUGUGUGAGUGUGUGCAUAACGCCCCAACAGAUCCACAGAUCUCGCAAUCUCAAUUGCACUUCACACUGCCCUCUCCCACCUGGACUAGAAGGUAAAUAACUAUGGGAGAAUGCUGUUCAUAGACUAGAGGUCACACCACAGUCCCCUCCAAGCUCAUAUCCAAGCUGGGGACCCUGGGACUGAACACCUCCCUCUGCAACUGGAUCCUGGACUUUCUGACAGGCCGGCCCCAGGUGGUGAGGUUAGGCAACAACACCUCCGCCACGCUGACCCUCAACACGGGGCCCCUCAGGGGCGUGUGCUUAGUCCCCUCCUGUACUCCCUGUUCACCCAUGACUGCGUAACCGCGCAUGACUCCAGCACCAUCAUCAAGUUUUCUGACGACACGACGGUGGCAGGCCUGAUCACAGACGGCGAUGAGACAGCCUACAGGGAGGAGGUCAUAGACUUAGAAGUGUGGUGCCAGGACAACAACAAGGAGCUGAUCAUGGACUACAUGAGAAAGAGGGGAGAGCACACCCCCAUCCACAUCGACAGGACUGUAGUGGAGCGGGUCGAGAGCUUCACAUUCCUUGGCGUCCACAUCACUAAGGACUUAACAUGGUCGACACACACCCGCACAGUCAUGAAGAGAUCACGACAGCGCCUCUUCCCCCUCAGGUGGCUGAAAAAUUGUCAUGGGCCCUCGGAUCCUCAAAAAGUUCUACAGCUGCACCAAUCGAAAGCAUCUUGACUGGCUGCAUCACCACUUGGUAUUGCAAAUGAACCGCCUUCGACCGCAAAGCGCUACAGAGGGUGGUGUGGAAAGCCCAGUACAUCACUGGGGCCGAGCUCCCUGCCAUCCAGGACCUCUAUAUCAGGCAGUGUCAGAGGAAGGCCCGACAAAUCGCCAAGACUCCAGCCACCCAAGCCAUAGACUGUUCACUCUGCUUCCGUCCGGCAAACGGUACCGGAGCAUUGGCUCUUGGACCAACAGGCUCCGAGACAGCUUCUACCCCCAAGCCAUAAGACUGCUAAAUAGUUAAUUAAAUUGACUAUCUGGACUAUCUGCACUGAUCUUGCACUGAAUCUACACACACACACAGGACUAUAUAUUCACACUAUAUACACACUCACUCACACACACUACACUGACACACUCACACAAAACCCACUCACAUUAUUAUACACUACAUACUGUACACAUGAGGUGACUACAUCAUGAAGCUGGUUGAGAGAAUGCCAAGAGUGUGCAAAGCUGUCAUCAAGGCAAAGGGUGGCUACUUUGAAGAAUCUAAAUCUAAAAUAAAUGUUGAUUUGUUUAACACUUUUUUGGUUACUACAUGAUUCCAUAUGUGUUAUUUCAUAGUUUUGAUGUCUUCAGUAUUAUUCUACAAUGCAGAAAAUAGUAAAAAUAAAGAAAAACUCUUGAAUGAGUAGGUGUGUCCAAACUGGUACUGUAUAUGUCGAGUUUUUAAAUGUUUUCUCUAAAUAAGCUUUGCUUUACAAUUAAAGGUCAAAUACUCUGCAUUUCAAAAAGUCAGCAAAAGUCUAAUUAAUUCAGGGCUUGUGAAGUUAUACCUAGGCUAAAUAUAAGCCUUCCACAACCAUAAGAACCACUAAUAAUUUAAUUAUUUCAUCACAACAUUUUAACCUGCUUCUUUUUUUGCAAUAAUCACUGAUCUGGCUUUCAAGUCUGUCAAUGAAAAUUCCCAUUUGUUUACAAAUUUAACCAGAACCAUGCAUAAUGUACAUUCACUAAUAAUGACCAACUUCUGGUAGUAGGCAUUAUAGAAAAUUAACACAGGUCUCAUAAACAAUCUCUCAAGCACAAGCCCACCUGCUAGUGAGUAGCCAGCUAACCUUUAUAUUUAGUCUAGCCAACUUGGAUCUAUUUGCUAGCUAACAAGGUAGAAAAGUUGAAUUGUUAUGAACACACACUUCUGUCUGUCUCCCAACUGUUUGAACAGAAUGCUAGCCUGUCCACUUUGUUCAGAUGUUGAAAUCAAGUAGCCUACCUUAUUUCUCAGAAUGAGAACAAGUUGCCAAUUCCUUAAAUAAUUGUGUUUUAUGCUUAUUGCACAUUUAUAAAACACAGACUAGACAGCUAGUGUAACUGUCUUUGGCUAAAAUGCUGUUAGCGGUACAUGGUACCGCAAUGCUGCGCGCAACAGAAACUGAGCAUUCAUUUUCCAGAAUCAAUGUUCAUUGAUACACCCGUUUUAGUAGGGUCUGCUCUUCGUGCAAUUUGAGGAGUUGAAACAUAGAAACUGUAUCUUCUAUUAGAAUAAAAUAAUGUCUCAAUGUGUUUCAGUGUCCAUAUGACUGAUUCUGUUGGACCAAACCUCCAAUGAAAAUAGCAAGUUGAAACCUUAUAGCUCAGUGUUUGAAACCGUUUGUUGUCAGAGAGGAAGAAGUGAUCUUUCAUCUUUGUUGCUGUGAGUGGCAGGGGGAGAGGCUUUGUGUGGGGGGGAGGGGCUUGGUGGGUAAAUGGGAAGGUGCACGGUCACAGCAGAAGGAGCGAAGGAGACGAGACCAAAAAGACAACAUGAGAACAAGCUGACAUAAACGCUCAUAAAAACAAAGAAAAGGCAUUUGGUAUAUUGCGCAAAAACAUACAUUCGAAUUCAUUUGAUAUAUCGCUCAGCCCUAAUACACACACACAUACAUAGUACACACACUUUUACACUCAUCAUAUGCUGCUGCUACUCUGUUCUAUAUUUCACUCUUCUUCUUAUUAUCUGUCCUGAUGCCUAGUCACUUUACCCUGCCUUCAUGUACAUAUCUACCUCAAAUACCUUGUACCUCUUUACAUUGAUCUGGUACUGGUACUCCCUGUAUAUAGCUCCAUUCUUGUGUAUUUUAUUUUAUUUCUCAUGUUGCUAUAUAUAUAUAUAUACAUUUUUUAUUUUUAAGGGCUCGUAAGCAAGCAUUUCACAGUAAAGUCUACACCCAUUGUAUUCGGCGCAUGUGACAAAUACAAUUUGAUUUGUGUUUGUAACCCUCCUCUCUGUGUUUAGAUGGGUAAACAUGACGAAGCAUGGAUGGUGCUGAAACAGAUCCACGACACCAACAUGAGGGCCCGCGGAGAACCAGAGAAAGUCUUCACUGUGAGUAUACAGUACCUCUCUCUUUGUCACUCUCUCGCUCUCUUUCUUCCUCUCUCUCUCUUUCCCUCUUUUUCUCUCUCGCUCUCCUUGACAUUCACGCACACACACACACACACACACACACACACACACACACACACACACACACACACACACACACACACACACACACACACACACACACACACACACACACACACACACACACACACACGUAGUGCAUUGACUCUGAGUCUCCCCCUGUAGGUGAACAGGAUAAGCUCCCUAAGCAUCUGGAUGAGUUGGUAGAGAUGCAGUCAGACUCAGCCAACCCAGUUGCCAAAGUCCUCUUCAGGAUCAGGACUGAACUCAGAGGGGUAGGACUGUGGGUUUUAGUGAUGGGUAGGAACAAAAAAACAGAUUAUAUGAAGUCAUUAUGAAUAAUGACUUUUAUUUUGGUAUUUAUCCCUCUCUCUCUCUCUGUCUCUCUCUUUCUGUCUCUCGUCCUUUCUCUCUCUAGAUCUGGUUAACAUUCAUGAGAUGUUUCAACUACCCAGUGAAAGACAACACCAUUAAACUGGCCUUCGUGUGGUUCACACUAUCUUUUGGGUAAGAUUGUUCUCUCCACUCCCCUCUGUUCAGUAAAUUAAUGUGUUGAAGUGUUGCUCUGCUCCCAGCAGGACCUAUCCCAGUUAUUAGUUUCUCCGGAGUCUGUGUGUUCAUAAUGAAGUGACUGACUGACUCUGAGGUAGAGCCAGUGUCUCUCAGAUAGCUCUAUGAUGAAUGCUAACAUGCUAACUAGGAAAGAGACCGCCCAUCUAAAUAAAGCACCCUUAGGAACAUCAAUGCUAAAUCGCAAUACUUUUCAAAUGUAUCCACAACAUAACAAAUCACACAACACAGCUAGAGUCAGAUCCCUGGAAUGUUACCUACUCUAUAUCCUAACAAGAUACUGUUAAGAAUAUUUUUCCUGUGUGCGGUUACUACUGUCUGUCAGUAAUGUCAUAUCCUAUGCAGGUACUAUGGCCUAUCAGUGUGGUUCCCUGAUGUCAUCCAUCACCUGCAGUCUGAUGAGUAUGCCUCUAGAGUGAAGACGCACAACAACGAACGUACAGAAGACUUCACCUUUAACUUCACCCUGGAGAACCAGAUACACACUAACGGAGUGUUCGUCAAUGACAGGUACUGUGUCAAAACGCACGCACACACACCAAUGUAGUCUUCAUCAAUGAUGGGUAUUGUAACCAAAAACUCACUUAAAGAGACUUGAGUUAAACAGGCUCUAUCAAACCCCCAGUUUCUCCAGUUAAAGUAGGCUAUCCCAUUCCAGGAUAGCAGUGUCAUCUGUCAUUCCCUUUCCUUUAUCUACACCGCCUCCAGGAAAUAAAAAAACGUAUCUCUCGCCCUCUCCUUCUCUCUACCGUUCCUUCUCUGUCGGUUUCUCUCUCCCUCUCUCUAACGUUCCUUCUCUGUCUAUCUCUCUCUCCCUCUCCUUCUCUCUCUCCCUCUCCCCUCUCUCACCUCUCUUUCUCUCUCUUCCCCCUCUCUCUCUCUCUCGCUCCUCUCUCACAUCAAUAUGUUGUACUUAUACUAUGCUCCUCCCCUCUACCUCUAACAUAACAACACAACACAACAUACAGUGGGGGAAAAAAGUAUUUAGUCAGCCACCAAUUGUGCAAGUUCUCCCACUUAAAAAGAUGAGAGAGGCCUGUCAUUUUCAUCAUAGGUACAUGUCAACUAUGACAGACAAAAUGAGAAAAAAAAAUCCAGAAAAUCACAUUGUAGGAUUUUUUAUGAAUUUAUUUGCAAAUUAUGGUGGAAAAUAAGUAUUUGGUCAAUAACAAAAGUUUCUCAAUACUUUGUUAUAUACCCCUUGUUGGCAAUGACACAGGUCAAACGUUUUCACAAGGUUUUCACACACUGUUGCUGGUAUUUUGGCCCAUUCCUCCAUGCAGAUCUCCUCUAGAGCAGUGAUGUUUUGGGGCUGUCGCUGGGCAACACGGACUUUCAACUCCCUCCAAAGAUUUUCUAUGGGGUUGAGAUCUGGAGACUGGCUAGGCCACUCCAGGACCUUGAAAUGCUUCUUACGAAGCCACUCCUUCGUUGCCCGGGAGGUGUGUUUGGGAUCAUUGUCAUACUAAAAGACCCAGCCACGUUUCAUCUUCAAUGCCCUUGCUGAUGGAAGGAGGUUUUCACUGAAAAUCUCACGAUACAUGGCCCCAUUCAUUCUUUCCUUUACAUGGAUCAGUCGUCCUGGUCCCUUUGCAGAAAAACAGCCCCAAAGCAUGAAGUUUCCACCCCCAUGCUUCACAGUAGGUAUGGUGUUCUUUGGAUGCAACUCAGCAUUCUUUGUCCUCCAAACACGAUGAGUUGAGUUUUUACCAAAAAGUUAUAUUUUGGUUUCAUCUGACCAUAUGACAUUCUCCCAAACUUCGGACGGGCCUGGACAUGUACUGGCUUAAGCAGGGGGACACGUCUGGCAAUGCAGGAUUUGAGUCCCUGGCGGAGUAGUGUGUUACUGAUGGUAGGCUUUGUUACUUUGGUCCCAGCUCUCUGCAGGUCAUUCACUAGGUCCCCCCGUGUGGUUCUGGGAUUUUUGCUCACCGUUCUUGUGAUCAUUUUGACCCCACGGGGUGAGAUCUUGCGUGGAGCCCCAGAUCGAGGGAGAUUAUCAGUGGUCUUGUAUGUCUUCCAUUUCCUAAUAAUUGCUCCCACAGUUGAUUUCUUCAAACCAAGCUGCUUACCUAUUGCAGAUUCAGUCUUCCCAGCCUGGUGCAGGUCUACAAUUUUGUUUCUGGUGUCCUUUGACAGCUCUUUGGUCUUGACCAUAGUGGAGUUUGGAGUGUGACUGUUUGAGGUUGUGGACAGGUGUCUUUUAUACUGAUAACAAGUUCAAACAGGUGCCAUUAAUACAGGUAACGAGUGGAGGACAGAGGAGCCUCUUAAAAGAAGAAGUUACAGGUCUGUGAGAGCCAGAAAUCUUGCUUGUUUGUAGGUGACCAAAUACUUAUUUUCCACCAUAAUUUGCAAAUAAAUUCAUAAAAAAUCCUACAAUAUGAUUUUCUGGAUUUUUUUUUCUCAAUUUGUCUGUCAUAGUUGACAUGUACCUAUGAUGAAAAUGACAGGCCUCUCUCAUCUUUUUAAGUGGGAGAACUUGCACAAUUGGUGGCUGACUAAAUACUUUUUUUCCCCACUGUACAUACCGGUAUGUUAGAUUAGUUCAGAGGCAGUAUCAUAAUACAGGAGCUGUAGGGGUGGAUAAGAGACAGGCAUGCUGGGACAUACAGUGGGGAGAACAAGUAUUUGAUACACUGCCGAUUUUGUAUGUUUUCCUACUUACAAAGCAUGUAGAGGUCUGUCAUUUUUAUCAUAGGUACACUUCAACUGUGAGAGACGGUAUCUAAAACAAAAAUCCAGAAAAUCACAUUGUAUGAUUUUUAAGUAAAUAAUUUGCAUUUUAUUGCAUGACAUAAGUAUUUGAUCACCUACCAAACAGUAAGAAUUCCGGCUCUCACAGACAUGUUCGUUUUUCUUUAAGAAGCCCUCCUGUUCUCCACUCAUUACCUGUAUUAACUGCACCUGUUUGAACUCGUUACCUGUAUAAAAGACACCUGUCCACACACUCAAUUAAACAGACUCCAACCUCUCCACAAUGGCCAAGACCAGAGAGCUGUGUAAGGACAUCAGGGAUAAAAUUGUAGACCUGCACAAGGCUGGGAUGGGCUACAGGACAAUAGGCAAGCAGCUUGGUGAGAAGGCAACAACUGUUGACGCAAUUACUAGAAAAUGGAAGAAGUUCAAGAUGACGGUCAAUCACCCUCGGUCUGAGGCUUCAUGCAAGAUCUCACCUCGUGGGGCAUCAAUGAUCAUGAGGAAGGUGAGGGAUCAGCCCAGAACUACACGGCAGGAUCUGGUCAAUGACCUGAAGAGAGCUGGGACCACAGUCUCAAAGAAAACCAUUAGUAACACACUACGCCGUCAUGGAUUAAAAUCCUGCAGCGCACGCAAGGUCCCCCUGCUCAAGCCAGCGCAUGUCCAGGCCCGUCUGAAGUUUGCCAAUGACCAUCUGGAUGAUCCAGAGGAGGAAUGGGAGAAGAUUAUGUGGUCUGAUGAGACAAAAAUAGAGCUUUUUGGUCUAAACUCCACUCGCCGUGUUUGGAGGAAGAAGAAGGAUGAGUACAACCCCAAGAACACCAUCCCAACCGUGAAGCAUGGAGGUGGAAACAUCAUUCUUUGGGGAUGCUUUUCUGCAAAGGGGACAGGACGACUGCACCGUAUUGAGGGGAGGAUGGAUGGGGCCAUGUAUCGCGAGAUCUUGGCUAACAACCUCCUUCCCUCAGUAAGAUCAUUGAAGAUGGGUCGUGGCUGGGUCUUCCAGCAUGACAACGACCCGAAACACACAGCCAGGGCAACUAAGGAGUGGCUCCGUAAGAAGCAUCUCAAGGUCCUGGAGUGGCCUAGCCAGUCUCCAGACCUGAACCCAAUAGAAAAUCUUUGGAGGGAGCUGAAACUCCGUAUUGCCAAACGACAGCCCCGAAACCUGAAGGAUCUGGAGAAGGUCUGUAUGGAGGAGUGGGCCAAAAUCCCUGCUGCAGUGUGUGCAAACCUGGUCAAGACCUACAGGAAACGUAUGAUCUCUGUAAUUGCAAACAAAGGUUUCUGUACCAAAUAUUAAGUUCUGCUUUUCUGAUGUAUCAAAUACUUAUGUCAUGCAAUAAAAUGCAAAUUAUUUACUUAAAAAUCAUACAAUGUGAUUUUCUGGAUUUUUGUUUUAGAUUUCGUCUCAAACAGUUGAAGUGUACCUAUGAUAAAAAUGUCAGACCUCUACAUGCUUUGUAAGUAGGAAAACCUGUAAAAUCGGCAGUGUAUCAAAUACUUGUUCUCCCCACUGUAUCAGACACACAAUAUCACAGGAACAUGUUGACGUACUAACCCCUUACACUAGAAACCCCUGGUUAAAAUAGAACGGAAACAAUACAUUAGUGCUGUAAAAAGUGAGAGAUGAACUGCUGUUGUAAAGUGAAGUGCAACUCAACACUGUGUGUGUGUGUUUGUGUGUGUGGGUGUGUGUGUGUACAACAAUACUGGCCUGUGGACUUGCGUUGCGUCUUUGUUUUGUAAAGUGUUUAAUCAGUCGAGUCCAGUACAGUAUAACAUGUUUCCUUAUCUCUAUUGGAUAGAAAGGGCUGAGUCAGCGUACAGGCCAGGCUGUUCUCCCAGCUAGUGGUCUCACACCGCUGGUACUGGACGGGAUAUCAUCAAUCUUUUAUUUGCCUGAUCACUAUCUCAACUCCUCUGCUUUGUGUAGACCAAAAAUAAGUGUUGAUGGUACUAUUUAUUUUUCUUUGCUGUAUUCAUCUUCUUUCUUCUUCUUUUCCUCCUCUCUAGGUUCAUCAGUAUGAAGUUGAAGUCCGUCACCUUCAUAGACUCUACGUUUCAGAACUGUUACUUUGACGACGUGUCAACAGUGGGCUCAUUAUUCAAGAACUGCACCUUCGUAGAAGCCUUCUUUUAUAACACAGGUGAGACCACACACACACACACUCACACAUACACGCAUGCAUGCAUGUAUGCGCCAGGGUUUCCGUUAGCCAGUAAUUACUUUUGUCAUAGCCGAUAAAAUUGAAGCCGGCCAAUCGCUCUCUCUCUGCUCUGUCUCUCUGUCUCUGCUCUCUCUCUCUCCUCCCCCUCGCCCUCCCUCAUUCUCCCCCCUGUCCCUCUCCCUCUCUCUCCCCCGCUCUCUCUCUCCCGCUCCCUCUCUCUCCUCCUCUCUCUCUCGCUCCCCCUCGCUCUCUCUCCUCCUCUCUUUCUCUCUCCCCCUCACUCUCUCUCUGCUCCACCCUUUCUCUCUCUCUCAGACGCCUCAUUCUAUGUAUUGUUCCAGUGACAGGGUGUAGAGGAGAGUGAAGAGUGAGGUUAUGCAAUUGUAUAGCUUUCCUUAACACAAGUGAAUUACAGCUCAACCUCUCUUCCCCUGCAGAAAUUGCCUCUUUGUUCCCUGUUCGCUGUGCUUGACAAAGAAACCGAGCCGCGCGUAUGUCCAUAAGUACCACCUACAAUAGCAUUGCAGUGAUCGUUACACUCUCCUGCAGCAGUUCAAUUCUAUCUGACAGAAGAUCAGGGAUUGAAACACGGUACUCUAAAGUGAAGGGGAGGGAAGGAAAGAUAUCCUUUCUAAUUUGGCUUGGCAUUACACAGACCAAUGCACACUGUAAUAUCCUCUCAAUGUACACUUGAGCACAGUUCUUGGUUAACGUUAUCUUUUGAUACUGUUUAUGACAUCUGUUAUAUCAUUGUUACGACUGUGUUAUGUAGCCCUUAUGAAGGAGGGUUCAGGUGGAGUCCAAUCUAAUUAUAAGAGGUGCUGACUAAUAGUUGAACAAGACGACCCCUCCAGGAAAGGCAGUGUCUCUGAGGGAGUAGUGAAUUAGGGGGACCGCUAACGGUCACAGUGCGGUUCAGCUGACUCAGACCGUGAGGGACCGCAGGUUUAGAAACGGUUCCCCCUCAGCAUUUAGGAAACAGCUGAACAUGAAAACAAUCUGGGCGUGUGAGCUUGGUGGCAAAGCCUCAUGGGAGACGUAGUCUCAUUGCCUCAAGCAGCGACACAAAGAACAAAAGGGGAAGGGGGUGAGGGAGGGAGGGUGGGAAGGUGGAAGGGAGGGAUAGAGAGAGAGAGAGAGAGAGAGAGAGAGAGAGAGAGAGAGUAGAAAGGGAGAGGUAUGAAAAGGGCAUAGUGUUUGCUGCCUCUGCUCUUUCUCUGUGAUGUCGUGUAUUAAUAGCUUUUCCAUCAGGGGAGAGAUAAGUAGUUAUCCCUAAAAGACCUGGGAUAUUUUUGCAGACGGACCAUAUUUCUGACCCCCCAGCCCUCACACCCCCUGUUCUACCUUCCCUUCAUCAAGAGAAGAGACACUAACAAGAGGCAGACUGAAAUCAUGUGUGAACGAUAGGGGACAAAUAUGAGUUAAUAAAGAGUUAAAGGCCCAUGGAAGCCUCAUUAGAUAAUUAGUAUAAACACAGCACAGUGCCCAUUCGGAAAGUUCACCUGCCAGACAAACAGAACAUAAAGGAGUCAAAAUAGUACACUUGUCUCCUUCUCUAUUUCUCUCUGUCUUUCUCUCCAGAUAUUGACGAUUCUAAGCUGGUGGGGUCGAGGGUGAUCAACAGUUCGUUCCACCACAACAAGACGGGCUGUCAGAUGACCUUUGAUGACGACUACAGCGCCUACUGGGUCUACUUCGUCAACUUCCUGGGGACACUCGCCGUGUUGCCCGGCAACAUAGUCUCCGCCCUUCUCAUGGACAAGAUAGGGCGCCUGAGCAUGCUGGGUAGGUUUUUGAAAUUCUACUUCAUACAGAGUAUGUAUUUGAUAUUCAGGCAAACGUUCAAUUAUGUGACUGUCCCCCCUGGGGUUUUACAUACCGGUACCUAUGAAAUGAAAUAAAAAAUGUAUCACCAAAAAGAGUAUGUAUUGGUAAUCUGUUAUCAUUUCUUGUGUUGUGAGCUGAUGUGAUGUGUAAUAGCAUAUUCUUUCCUCCAGGGGGCUCCAUGGUGCUGUCAGGCAUCAGUUGUUUCUUCCUGUGGUUUGGGACCAGUGAGUCUAUGAUGAUCUUCAUGCUGUGUCUCUAUAACGGCCUCAGUAUAUCAGCCUGGAACUCUCUGGACGUAGUUACUGCUGAGCUCUACCCUACUGACAGGAGGUGGGUAGAACACAUGCAGGCAGGCAGGCACGCACGCACACACACACUCUCCCUCCCUGACUCUCUCCUCUGCCCCCCUUUUCUUCUCCAGGGGUACAGGUUUUGGGUUCUGUAAUGCCUUGUGUAAGCUGGCAGCGGUGUUGGGGAACCUGAUCUUUGGUUCUCUGGUUGGCAUCACAAAGGCCAUCCCCAUACUGCUGGCGUCGGCUGUACUGGUGGGAGGAGGCCUGGUGGGACUACGACUGCCUGACACACGCAGCAACGUCUUGAUGUAG
Coregonus sp. 'balchen' is the source of this 27387-nucleotide messenger RNA. NCBI's taxonomy places the organism in Eukaryota, Metazoa, Chordata, Actinopteri, Salmoniformes, Salmonidae. The record is from the annotation of a GenBank genome assembly.